Patiria miniata (bat star) is the source of this 1158-nucleotide messenger RNA. RefSeq names its product serine/threonine-protein phosphatase PGAM5, mitochondrial-like. Gene Ontology annotation, cellular component: mitochondrion. The coding region runs from base 141 to 1001 and encodes 286 amino acids. The record is from RefSeq and is a predicted model, not a curated record. NCBI's taxonomy places the organism in Eukaryota, Metazoa, Echinodermata, Asteroidea, Valvatida, Asterinidae. Gene Ontology annotation, biological process: positive regulation of mitochondrial fission. The transcript has 5 exons.
CACUAGAGGGCGCUACAUACCUACACUGCACUUUGCACGAAUCAGACGGGUAUUCCACUCACUCUCAAACUUCGCUCCGUUUUCUGCCUGCAAAUUUUAUAUUUGUAUCCACCACAAAAAUAAGCAAGCAGCUACGCAAGAUGUCUACGGGUUUUCGGUAUUGUUUACGAGUUGGGAAGAUGGUCUUGUGUGGCGUUACGACCGGUGUAGCUGCGGCGGCCGUAGUGUACAAAACCAACGGGGGCAAAGAGGAUUUCUUGCCCACGGCGCAGGCGUCGUGGACCACUGGUUACACGCCGAGCACCAAGUGGGAGGGAAACUGGGACAGGAGGGAACCGGAGAGCCUGUUGUCCCCCAACAAGACAGAGCUUGACGGGUCCGAGUACAGCGCCCAGAUACAGAAACUGAAGCCCACAGCGACACGCCACCUGAUCCUGAUCAGACAUGGACACUAUGCAAUAGAAGGAGAGACGGAUGAGAAAAGGGUUCUCACUGCCCAAGGAAGGGAACAAGCUGAAUUGACAGGCAAGCGACUAAAAGAGUUGGAUUACCCCUACUCGAUAAUGAUCAAUUCCUCAAUGACAAGAGCUCAAGAGACUGCAGAUAUCAUAGCUAAGAGCGUACCACUUGUCCCGAGGGGUGUUUGUAACAUGCUGAGAGAAGGGGCUCCCAUCCCACCAGAGCCUCCGGUUGGCCACUGGAAGCCAGAAAUUAAGCAGUUCUACGAAGACGGUGCCCGCAUUGAAGCGGCCUUCAGAAAAUACUUCCACAGGGCCGACCCUGAUCAGAUCAAAGACAGCUACGAGAUACUGGUGUGCCAUGCCAAUGUCAUUAGGUACUUCGUAUGCAGGGCUAUGCAGUUUCCACCUGAAGCCUGGCUACGCAUAAGUCUCAACCACGGCAGCAUUACCUGGCUGGCAGUCAGACCCAGUGGGCGUGUAUCGCUACGGCAACUAGGCGACUGCGGUCACAUGCCACCGUCCAAAAUCAGCUCAGCUUAGCAGCGGAACCCAUCAUCACAAGAAAUUCAGGUUUCAGAAGUUAUUUGUUGUUAAAAGUCAGGGCGUAUUUUUUUCUUUUUUUCCGUUGAUAAAUCUUAAAAAGGUAAUAUACAACAUUUGCUUUUGCUGUAAUUUUCAGAAAUGGAUGGAUUUGGGG